CCUACAUUUUUUAAAAAAGUAAUCGAAAGUUGAUGAAUAUAAAACUGUCCUGUUUUGUUCUAUUGCACCUUUGGAGUUCUGGUGUCACAAGAACCCUAGGCUUUCAAAACAUCAUGAAGGCCCCUUCAAAGUCUCUAGUCAUCAGAAUCAACCUCGUUUUCCUAGCUUUCUUCCUCGUCAUCUAUGCCACUCUUCUCCUCCUCCCGCCAUCUUCUUCAAUCUAUUCCGAGAACGCGGCCUCUCUUGUUAGGUGUUCGUUGCGCGAAUGCCAUCACAAGGUGGAUAAAGGGAUCAAGAUGAAGGCGGUGUUGGAAGAGACGCGAGGGAAUCUAACAAAGCCCAAGAGAAAAUUGGUGAAGAGACAGAAACCGAGUUUGUUGAACGAAAUGGGAAGAGGGAUAAGGGUGGGAAUGGUGAAUAUGGAGGAAGAGGAUGUGAGCGAGUGGAAUUUGCAUGGACAGGCCAUCCCUAUUCAUUUUGAGCGGGUUUCCGAGUACUUUGAAUGGAAGGACUUGUUUCCGGAAUGGAUUGAUGAGGAGGAAGAGAUCGAUGGGCCUUCGUGCCCGGAGUUGCCAAUGCCGGAUUUCAAGAAAUAUGGUUAUAUGGAUGUGAUAGUGGCUAAGCUGCCGUGCAAGUUCCCGGAACAAGGGUGGGGGAGGGAGGUGUUUAGGCUGCAAGUGCAUCUCAUAGUGGCAAAUUUGGUGGUGAGGAAAGGGAAGAGGGAUUGGAAUAAGAGGGCAAAAGUGGUAUUUUUGAGCAAGUGUAGGCCUAUGUUGGAGUUGUUUAGUUGUUCAGAUUUGGUGAGAAAAGAGGGUGAUUGGUGGUUCUUUGAGCCGGAGAUGGGGAGGUUGGAGCACAAGGUUUCUUUGCCUAUUGGCUCUUGUAAUUUGGCUCUGCCUCUAUGGCAAAAAGGAAUCGACAAGGUGUACGAUGUCUCCAAGAUCGAACGCAGCACCAAAAUAGUGAGACGAGAAGCAUACGCUACGGUUCUGCAUUCCACCGAAUCGUACGUUUGUGGCGCGAUAACUCUGGCCCAGUCUCUGCUACAAACUGGAACCAAACGCGACCUUGUCCUCCUCAUAGACAAGUCCAUCUCCCCACCCAAACGCGACGCGCUGGCCGCAGCCGGGUGGAAGAUCCGACUCAUCAAGAGGAUCCGAAACCCGAGAGCCGAAAAAAACACAUACAACGAAUACAACUACAGCAAGUUCCGGCUCUGGCAGCUCACAGACUACACCAAGAUCAUCUUCAUCGACGCCGACAUCAUCGUGCUCCGCAACCUCGACCUUCUCUUCCACUUCCCGCAGAUGUCGGCCUCCGGCAAUGACGGGUCCAUCUUCAACUCGGGUGUCAUGGUCAUCGAACCGUCAAACUGCACGUUCAACAUCUUCAUGGAGCGCCGGAGAGAGAUCGUGUCAUACAACGGAGGUGACCAGGGGUUCCUGAAUGAAGUGUUCGUGUGGUGGCACAGGUUGCCGAGGAGGGUCAACUUCCUGAAGAACUUCUGGUCAAAUGGGUCGGGUGAGGUCAGCGUGAAGAACCAGUUGUUCGGGUCGGAUCCUCCGAAGCUGUACGCGAUCCAUUAUCUCGGGUUGAAACCGUGGGCGUGUUAUAGGGACUAUGAUUGUAAUUGGGACAUUGGGAUCCAACUUGUGUAUGCUAGUGAUGUUGCUCAUGAAAGGUGGUGGAAGGUUCAUGACGCCAUGGAUGUGAAGUUGCAAAGGUUUUGCGGGUUAUCGGAGCAGAGAAAGAUCGAGUUGAAGUGGGAUAGAGGGAUUGCUAAGAAAAUCGGGUUACCAAAUAAGCAUUGGAGGAUCAAUAUUACUGAUCCAAGAAGAUUGCAUUGAUCAUUGGGUUUUUUUCUUGCCAAAGUAUAUUUUAGAAGGAUGUAUGGGUCAUGCAUGUUAUACAUAUAUACUAUUUAUGAGUGAAUAGAUUGAGUUAUAAUUGUGAAA
This is a messenger RNA of Cornus florida, 1955 nucleotides long. RefSeq names its product UDP-glucuronate:xylan alpha-glucuronosyltransferase 2. Gene Ontology annotation, molecular function: glycosyltransferase activity. Bases 33 to 1847 code for a protein of 604 amino acids. NCBI's taxonomy places the organism in Eukaryota, Viridiplantae, Streptophyta, Magnoliopsida, Cornales, Cornaceae. The transcript has 3 exons. The record is from RefSeq and is a predicted model, not a curated record. Gene Ontology annotation, biological process: xylan biosynthetic process.